AUGUCCGAAUCUCCCGAAUCCGUAACAAUUGUCGGCGCCGGCAUUGUAGGCUCCGCCCUGGCUUAUUUUUUGUCCGCAUCACCGACGUCCCGGCGCAUCACCAUAGUCGACCGUUCCUUCAGCCCGCUCCUCGGCUCCACCGGCCACGCGCCGGGGUUUGUCGGCCAGUUCAACGAGUCCGACGUGCUCACCAAGCUGGCGAUCGAAACCGUGUCCGAGUACACCAAGAUCCCCGGGGGGUUCGACACCGUGGGCGGCUUGGAGAUCGCCUUCGGGCCGGCAGGAGUCGAGCGAUUGAAGUCAAGGUGCGCGAAUGCCGCCCGCCUGGGCCUGCCGGCCAAAAUUCUGAGCAUCGAAGAAGCCCACGCGCUCGCGCCGGAGCUUGUGAAGGCCUCGAGCUCGGGGGCCGCGGCGUUUUUCCCGACCGACGGGACCGCCAGCGCCUGCGAAAUCACUUCCUUCUACCAGGAGGGGGCGAAGAAGUCGGGGGUUCAGUUCCUGCAAAGCGAGGUCAGGAAACUCGUUAUCUGGGAUGGCCGCGUCGCUGGCGUCGAGGUCUCCGACGGCGACUGCGUUAGACAGCUCGACGCCGGCAAGGUCAUCAUCACGACCGGGAUCUGGGCCCAAGAUCUGUGCCGCGAUCUCGGCUUCCCGGUACCCGUCGUCCCUGUUGGGCACCCGUACAUGCACGGCCAGCUGCGAGCCCCGCUGUCCCGCAAGUUGCCCUUCGUCCGCUGGCCAGAGCAUCAUGUCUACGCCAGAGACCACGGGGAAAGAUACGGCAUCGGCAGCUACGACCAUGCGCCCCUCGAGUGCAAGGCGAAGAACGACACGGCCAUCGGAAGCUGGGUCAAGGAUUUUGAGCAGACACUGCAAUCCGCCACAGCGUUGUUGCCGUCCGCUGCCGCCGAACAGUUCGAUCAGGGGGCGAGCUUCAACGGCAUCUUCUCCAUGACGCCCGACAACAUGCCGCUUGCCGGGUCGGUGCAGUCUCUGCCGGGAUUACACAUGGCUGUCGCGGUCUGGGUCACACACGCGGCGGGCACAGCCAAGUAUCUGACACAAGUGAUUGACGGCAAGGACGUGGACCAGGAGACCCGGAGUGCUUUGGAUCCCGAACGGUUUAGGGGGCAAGAUCUUGCGACGUUGGAGGAGAAGUCACUUCUUGGAUAUAAUUCCAUCUACAAGACUGUAAGCAGGUCGGCAUAG
This is a messenger RNA of Colletotrichum higginsianum IMI 349063, 1209 nucleotides long. Its product is annotated as FAD dependent oxidoreductase. The coding region runs from base 1 to 1209 and encodes 402 amino acids. NCBI's taxonomy places the organism in Eukaryota, Fungi, Ascomycota, Sordariomycetes, Glomerellales, Glomerellaceae. The record is from RefSeq and is a predicted model, not a curated record. The transcript has a single exon. Gene Ontology annotation, molecular function: oxidoreductase activity. Gene Ontology annotation, cellular component: cytoplasm.